GACAAGCUAUCAAGCUGUCAUGUAAACUGGCAUAGUGUAUGCAGAUGUGGAUAAAAUUCACUUUAGUGGAACCUGCGGCUUUUGCAAAUGAAUAUUUGCAAAUGAAUAAAUUCACCGAUGGGUCGAUCUGCCAGGUCCACACGACCAAGAAGGGGGAGGUUUUCUCACUGCUUACGAAAAGUAUCUUUCCCAUACCACUGUUUUCCAAAUUUCUUUUUUAAUUGAACAUUCAUAGAACUGCUACAUACACAGCCUUGGACAGCUCCUUGUAUGGAGAAAAGCUUCUUUAAACGAUAAUAAAUAAUAAAUGAACAAUUUUUAUGAGAAUGUAAAUGUUAUUCUUAUGUAUGCAUAAGAUGCGUAAAAUAAUAUUGUAGUAUGUUUUAAGAAAAUACUAAUAAAAUGGAUGAAAGAACAGUGGUAGGAGGUAUCCCACUUGAAUGUCUAACUGGGGAACCAGCAGCAAUUUGGUCUGGUUGGCGUACAUUAGGAGACAGAGAAUUGGUUAGAGAAGCAUCUGCGAAAGGCACUCAUAUAAAUCUUGCACAUAAAUGUAUAGCCUAUAGACGAAAUUAUUCUAUUUCGAAUGCUCAGGAUUAUUUUAAUAAAGAAGUGGAAGUAUGGAUUACAGAGCUCUUAAAUAAGCAUCAAAUUUAUAGAGCUUCUCAUAUUUUAAAAAACAUGAAAAGAAAUCCAGAGGAAUAUAUACUUGAUGUUUGUAUAAAUUGCAAAGAUUCAGCUUUGAGGAAUUAUUUGUCAGAAUAUCUAAUAAAUAUUUCACACUUUAAAACCGAGCAUUUGGAUUCAUGGAAUAUAAUAAAAUGUAUUAUACAAUUUGAACAGAAAUAUAUGAUACCAGAUGGCUUAAGCUCAUCAUUAUGUAUAGAAAAUAUUAUAAAAUUGCCAGAAAAUAUAAAACAAGCAUUAUGUACAGAACUGUAUUUUUCUGUAAAUGAACAUAAUCUUUUAAAACAUGUAAAUAGUAUUGUGUUAUGGGAUUAUUUGUUGGCAAAUAAUAAACUUGAAAUUAUUAAAUUUUGGAUUGAUACACAUUACUGUGGUAAUGAAAUUGAACAGUCAAAUGAGAUUACUCAAGAACAGAGAUCUUUAUUUGCUACUCUGAAUAUUGUAACUGACAUGUAUGAAAAUAUUGAUUCUUCAAAUGCAAGUAAUCUUGUGAAAGAUUUGAUUAAGAAUCAUCUUUGUAGGUAUGGAAUAUUUAUACACAAAGAAAAGCAAGAUAUAAAAUUAAUGCUAGCGCGCAUCUUUGGCAGUGCAAUGACACUAUCACAAUUUAAUACAGUACUCUCGCAUAAAACAUGUAAUAUUAAUAAGACUGAAUUUUUUAAAACUGUUGAUAAGGAAUUGUGUUUUGCUCGUUGCUUAAAUGAAAUUCACACUCAAUUGGAUAAAAAUAAGAUAGUAAAACUCUUUGAUGUAUUAACAAAAAUGUGUAAUAGUGAAGAACAAUUUGAAGACACUUUGAUAGAAGGCCUGUUUGAAACAAUUUAUUAUCUUACGGAUGAUGUAAAUGAAUUUUUGAAACACAAUUAUUUAAUAGUUUUAAUACUGAUAUUUUCACAUUUAUCUAGAGAAAAUGUAACAAACAAUCGUAGCAUAAAAAUUGAAAUGAAUAAAAAUGUACUUGAAAAUAUAUUUAUAAGUAAAGACAAUUUACAACUAGGCACUUAUAACAUUUCCAAUGAAGUUCUGCAAAGUACAUUAAAGCAUAUGCCAAUUUUUCAAUACAUUCUUGAAAAUAAAUCCAAAAACGAAAUCACAAUAUAUGAAUUAUUAGAUGAUUACAAAAAUUUAAAUGUGAAGCAAUUAUUUAAGUGGCGCUUUAAUAAUGAACCAAUGCCUCAUUUCUCUAAUGAAACACUUGUUAAAAAGUAUGGACAUUCAGAAGCAUUAACAUAUGAAUAUUAUUUAAAAGAAGCUCGUCCAAACAUGGCAGUACUUAGCUUGAAACAUUCUCAAGGAAAACUAGUAAACAGUAUAUCUUCUACAAGAAAAUGCAAAGCAAGUCUUUAUGCGCACAUUCUUGCGUUACGGAAUGUAGAUAAACCAGAAGUAGUUUGCAGUUGCAUUUCUUUUAUUGAAAUGCUAGGCGUUAAUUCAGAAAAUUUAAGACUUCAUGUAACAGCAGCAAACUAUGUACAAAAAGAGAUCAACGUAUCUAUCGGAAAUUUAUUGGAGAAUGUAAUAUACAAAAAUGAAAAUGAUCUAAAUACUGUAAUGUCCUAUCUUGAAAAUAGCUUUAAGAAGAACAUCCGUGAAAAUUUAGUUGAAAAUAGCCAACAGUUUGUAAACAUUUUAAAAAUAUGGGAUGUGAUUGUACGAUUUGCGAAAAUUCACAAUUUUUCUUUACCAACGUGUUUAUUAAAAUCUUUAGCAAGACAGAAUCAGUGGUUUGAAUUUCUUUUAGUUUGCCAGACUUUCUCUUAUCCUUUGAACCAGGUACUAGAUAAUGCCAAAUAUUUUGAAGACAUGAUUAUAAAGGAACACCUGUUAACUUGUUUAAACAAUGCUCAACUUAUAAAAUCACAAUCAGCUAUUCACAGCGAUCAAAAAAUAAAGUCACGAGACGUUAGACAAUCAUUAUAUUACAAAAUUGGGGUUAAGCAAAGUGUAAGUGACAAGCAUUACUUGCACAUAAUAAAUAGAGAAUUUCAAAAAUUACAGUGCACUUUUAUGACACAGGGAUCUGCAAUUUCUGGUUCAUUAACAUCUACAGAUUCUACAAGUACCUCUGAUUCUUGUAGCACAUAUGAAUAUCCGAUACAUGAUAGUGUUUGUACAUUGGAUGAUGAUUUAUGGUUGAUUAUUCUGAAAUGUCAUCAAAGUCCAGAUCCUCCUGGUGCACUGAUAAACGCAUCGUAUCUGACAUCAAGAUCAUUCCUUACAGUUCUAGCAACUUGUUAUGAACCAUCAUCAACAGCAGCAUAUUCUUACUCAUGGAUGAUAAUAUCAACGGCUGAUAAAAGUAUUAUUUCUGAUUAUAAAAGCUGUUUAGAACAACAAAUAUGGUCAGCAAAUCAAGUUUUUAAUUUAUUGGAUAAAAUGGUGAUACAUGGAUUCAUUAGUACUCUCAACAGAGCUUACAAAAUAUUUAUGCCUGAAAGUGUCUUCAAUGCAUUUUUUGAAUUUCUGGAACAGUGUACACUUUAUGGAGAAUUUCAAGAAUCUCAACAAUAUUUAUUAAAAUUCAAAACUCAGUGUUUAAAUCUCAAAUGCAAUAGGGUGAUAGAUUGGAAUUGUUCAGAUGACUCAUACUUAAACAAUUUAUAUUGGGUUACAAUUGUCGCUGUUAAGUGUAUUAUUGCAACACUUGCAUACGGUCUUAGGAGCACAUAUUUACAAAUUAAAUUUCUUGAGACAUUGAUAAAAUGUAAUUUUUCUGCAGAUUGUCAAGUUUACGUUCCAAAUUUUCACCGAUUUUUAGAAAUUAUAAAAAUUCUUCAAAAGACAAACAUUAUAUUUAAUUUCGCGAAUUUUACGAUGUCAGAUGAUUUAUACAAUUUUAAUACGGAAAUUCGGAAGUGCAUUGAUGAUUUAUUGAGAAUGACAAAUUAUGAUAGUGCGUUAGAAUUAUCAAACGCUGCAGGUCUAAAUUCAUCAGGUAUAAUAUUAGCUCAGUAUCGAAAUAAAUUUAAACAUUAUAUAGAAAAGAAGGACAAAAUUGAAAGUGAAUUUUGGAUUAAAUGUGCGCAAAAUUUUGAGAAAUACAAAGUUUCACCUGAAAAAAUGGUUGAAUUUUUUAUUAAGUGUGCUGAGAAAGUUGCUUCUCAUCAAGAAAGAUAUGAAAUAUUACGUUUAGCUUUUGAGAUAUUAAAAAAUGUUCAAAUAGAACAACAGACUAUUGACACAUUAGAAAUGGCAAUGUGGAAAUCGUGUAUAUUAGCAGAUCCCGAAAACAUACAAUUGGGAAGUGGACCUUACAUUUUCAAUAAAUUGAAAACAGAAUUAUUAUCAGGACUAGAUGAAUUGAAAUUUAGUUGUGCAUUAAAUGAACCAUCUGAAAAGAAUGCUGCUGAGAAAUUAAUUAAUAAACUAAUCGAUUUAAAUAGAUUAGACACUGCAUUAAGAAUUAGUACCAUUUUUAAUUACAAGCAUAAGGAUUUACAAAUUUUAAUCCUAUGUUUGAGCUUGGCAGAAGGUGAAAUAACACCAAAUGAUUUAACUUUUGAACAGAAAAGUCUUUUGAAGGAUUUAAAUAAGAAUAAACAAAAUUACGGCGCCUUAAAAAAUUGUGGUUUAUCCAGAUUAUCUUCUUCUUCUUUGACUACUUUAACAAACUUAAGUGAAAUAGACAAAAUAAAGGAUGCAAAUAUUCACAAAGCACAAAUAGAAUGCUUAUCAAUUUUACAAAUAUUACUCAAAAGCUUGGAACAUGGACAAGAUAUAUGUCUGAGAAUUGUAUUAUGUUAUAGACUGGCUGUACAACUAGAAAAAAGUUAUCAUUUUUUAUUAAUACUAAAUGAUCCUUUUCAAUUUUUACAAGAAAUUGCGGAGAGUAACAUUGAAAAUAAAUCAGAAGUAUUUAAUAAUAUAAUUACUGCAUACAAAAUAAAUGGUGAUACCAUUGCAACAUUCUUGGCUAAACAUAUCACAGUAAAUAUUGAACGUGCUAUAAAAGAUGGUGAAGAAGAUAAUAUUUGUCUUUGGGGUUAUUCUUUAAACACAAAUUUUCGUAUAAUUAUGGAAUUAUGCAAUGAUGUCUCACUUCUUGGUUGUCAACUUUUGAAAAUGGCAAACAAAUUACUUAGACAUUUUCAUUGUGAAAAAAUGUCCAUGUUAAAGACAAUUGUAGAAUUACUGAUAAGAUCUCAUGAUUGUUUUACAACUUCUUGCAAUAUGGAAGGAAUAGCAUCAAUACUACGAAAAUGCCAGAAUCUUGCUAAUAUUCUGCAAAAUCAUAAACUGUGGACAUUAUUGGUGCGACUUGUAACGGGCGUCGGUCGUUUUACAGAAAUGAAUUACAUAUUUCAAAUUUUAAAAGAAAAUCAUCAAUUUGAAUGUUUACUUGGAAAAGGAUUGGACAAGGUAUCUGGAUUAAAAACAGCACUUUUGGAGUUUUUAAAACGUUAUUGUCCAAACAAUAAGGAUCUUUUCACUCUCGUAGCAUCACACUUUCAAUUGUACCAUGAAAUGGCCCUUAUGUGGGAAAAUGAAGCUAAAGAUAUAAUCAAUAAAUUAAUAUUAGAUGCAACAAAGGAUCACAGUAAACUGCAAAAUGCUGCUCAACAUGAAAUAAAGUUAACUAAAACAGAAUAUGUUUUGGAGCAACUACAGUUAGCCAUUUCCAGUUUCACUCAUGCAACACAACAUUAUUUGCAGGACAAAAAAUUAAAUCUUGCUACUUGGUGUUCGAAUCAAGCACAAUUAGUUGCUUUUCAACUUUCACUUUUUAAUAUAGUGUCUAAUAAUCAACAAGUAAUCUGUAUUCUUAAUUUAAAAUCUGAAGAUGUCGAUAAAAUAUUAUGUCAUACUUUAAAUUUCUCUCAAGCUCUUAUCGUUAUACACGCGUACAAUUGUCACGUGGAUUGGGCUAAUCUAAUAUAUAAUCAUUGUAUAUUAAAUGGAGAAACAAAAUAUUUAAAGGAUUUUAUAGCUUCAAAAACAUUAACUUCUAGUCUAGUGGAAGAUUGUGCGCGUAGAUAUCGAUUGGAAAAAGGCAUUACUCAUACAAUGACCGACAAUAUGAAAAUGUUGAUAUCUGAAUUAUCAGAUGUGGAAUGUAAAUAUAUGUUAGCAAGCCAGUUGGGAUUUAAAAAUAUUGUGGAAUCAAUGCUCAAUAAUCCUAUGAUUGUGGCAUACCUCAAAGAUACUGUUUGGAAAAAAAGUUAUAAUAUUACCUGAAUAUUUCAUUCUUCCAUAACAACACUCUCUUUAUAUAGAAUUUAAAUAAAUUGAACUUCCCAAAUAUACAUACACAUGUCAAAAAGUUUUCUUCAACAAAUAAGUGUUAUAAAUGUGUAUGUUUU
Nomia melanderi (Alkali bee) is the source of this 5987-nucleotide messenger RNA. It is a transcript of the gene SPG11, whose product is annotated as spatacsin. Gene Ontology annotation, cellular component: synapse; dendrite; axon. Lineage: Eukaryota; Metazoa; Arthropoda; Insecta; Hymenoptera; Halictidae. The record is from RefSeq and is a predicted model, not a curated record. Gene Ontology annotation, biological process: synaptic vesicle transport; axo-dendritic transport; axonogenesis.